AUGUCCAAGGCUCAAUUCCUGCGCGAGUACAAGCUCGUCGUCGUCGGUGGUGGUGGUGUCGGAAAGUCUGCACUUACUAUCCAGUUCAUUCAAUCACAUUUUGUUGAUGAAUACGACCCCACCAUUGAGGAUUCCUACCGUAAACAGUGCAUCAUCGACGAAGAGGUCGCCCUGCUCGAUGUUUUGGACACGGCCGGACAAGAAGAAUACGGAGCUAUGCGAGAACAGUAUAUGAGGACUGGCGAAGGAUUCCUGUUGGUCUACUCUAUCACUUCCCGCAGCUCGUUCGAAGAAGUUUCCACAUUCCAUCAGCAAAUCCUGCGAGUAAAAGACAAGGACUACUUUCCAGUAGUGGUGGUCGCCAACAAGUGCGAUCUGGAGUAUGAAAGACAGGUCCAGCCUCACGAGGGUCGGGACCUGGCCAAGCGAUUCAACGCUCAGUGUAUCGAGACUUCUGCCAAGCAGAGAGUCAAUGUCGACGAGGCUUUCAUUGCCGUCGUCCGAGCCAUCAGGAGAUACCAGAAGGAGUCUGGCCCUCCCCAGGCCUCUGGUGCUCCUUCCAAGGCGCAAAGUGGAGGCGUUGGCGGACGUGCAAACGAGAAGGACGAUCAUGUGGACAAGGGGUGCUGCGGCGGGUGUGUCGUCCUCUAA
This is a messenger RNA of Cryptococcus wingfieldii CBS 7118, 651 nucleotides long. RefSeq names its product Ras-like protein. Gene Ontology annotation, molecular function: GTPase activity; GDP binding; GTP binding. Gene Ontology annotation, cellular component: plasma membrane. The transcript is spliced from 9 exons. The coding region runs from base 1 to 651 and encodes 216 amino acids. The record is from RefSeq and is a predicted model, not a curated record. Lineage: Eukaryota; Fungi; Basidiomycota; Tremellomycetes; Tremellales; Cryptococcaceae. Gene Ontology annotation, biological process: signal transduction.